Linum tenue is the source of this 2283-nucleotide messenger RNA. Lineage: Eukaryota; Viridiplantae; Streptophyta; Magnoliopsida; Malpighiales; Linaceae. The record is from the annotation of a GenBank genome assembly.
AUGUCAGAAGAAAGGCUAGAACCAUGGCUGGUAUAUCUCCAUGGCGACGAGAAACCAAACGUCACAAAGCUUUACAGUUUGCCGCAACGCCGUCACAAUGUCAUAAACAUCCCUGGACUGCGAUCUACCCAUAAAAUCGACACCAGUUCUCACGGUUGGCUAGUUAUUACCGUAGUCGGUGACGAUGAUUGCGAAGAUGAUUACUUGCUAAAUCCUGUUACCAUGGAGAAGAUUCAGUUGCCCAAGUGGCCCGGACCCGACUUGGCCUACGCCUUCUGCACCCUUUCUUCUCCUCCACAUGAUCGAAGUUGUGUAGUUAUGUAUAUCCUGGAUACUGACCAGAAGGUAUUUCUAUAUUGUAAGCCCGGCGAUGAGUCUUGGACGAGACAAGAGGUGCAAGCUCCUUGUAAUUGCCCCGCCGUGGGCUAUAAUUUUGAUGCAAUCACCAGCAUCAAUAACGAGAUCUAUGGUCUCACGAUUUGCUGUCAAAGCCUCGUUAAGUUUCAGUUUGGUAGGGAUCACGACGAUCACGAUUGCUGCAAUCUGAGAUUACUUGAUUUGAAUGUUAGGAAACCAAACCAAACUCAUCACUUCGUUAGGACCUGUGGAACCAUAUGCUAUUCCAUGGUCCAGUGCUCACCUACUGAGCUAAUAGUUGUUGAGGUACACUACGGGGAUGAGUUCCUCGUAGGCGAUUCUACCACGGACGUUGGUUGCAUGGGCAUUGAGUUAUACAAGGUGAAUCUCCGUGACCAAGUAUGUGGGAGGAUGAAGUCUUUGCCUGGAGAUUCUGCUAUCUUCUUAGGCGCAUCUGAUAAUACCGCAGUCUAUUAUAAAAUUCCAAGAGAUGAUCUGGACUCUGGACGUGUUCGUGGGAAUACUAUCUACUUUACUGAAAGGAAUGACAAGUAUCUUUACGCGUAUGAUGUUCAAGAGAGAAGUGUAAGUGUGUCAUUACCUUGCCCAGACGUGAAAUGUGACUAUGGAGGGCCAUAUUGGAUCCAGCUACCUGUUAACUGGUCUUUAAUGAAUGAUCCCCAACAACCACAAGUAGUAGCUUCUGAAGAUGACAGCCCGAACCGUGAAACCCCAUCUAUUGAAGCAAAUAAGAUCGCCAGCAAGCUGCAAAUCAUGAAGAGGGGCGGUGGUGUACGAGAUUGGUGGAGCGACCUUCUUAAUGACAUCCUUUAUGAAAUACAGUCUCUUCUAUUUGGUGCUGACCGGUGUUACUUCCGUCUAGCCUGCAAAACAUGGAAAUCAUCAUUCUCUAACUCAACCUCUGAAUCUGGUUAUCGAUCGGCAAAGCUGCAGAAAAUACAUCAAUUUCCAAUCCUUAUGCACAUAGGAAACGACGGUGAGCUAGUCAAUUUCUUCAACCCAAUAAUGAAUUCCACACACACCUUGCCGUUGUUGGGUUUGACGGGCGCAAUCAUCCGCUGCUCCAAAGAUGGAUGGUUGCUGAUAACACAAGGGAGUACAGGUGAAAAAAUAUUCUUCCUCAAUCCUUUCACUAACGAAAGGAUUGAUUUACCUGACUUGGAUGAAUAUAUAUUCGACGGGAUCACAUUUUCUUCUCUUCCGGCAUCCUCAGACUGCAUGGUCCUCGGCUACUCAAACUACGAGAAAUAUACCAUAAGACUCCACUUUAUUUAUCGUGGGGAGAGUGAAUGGAGUGGCUCUGAUGUGCAGAAGAAUGGAGUUCUUUUAGAUAACUCUUACAGUAAUCCAGUUUACCACCAAGGAUUAUUUUAUCUCAUGGGUAAGGCUGGAAAUUUAUGCAUUCAUGACCCAGGAGGAAGAACAGAGCAAAGCACCAGCAAGGUUAUCGACUUGGCUAGAAAGCCUUCUGCUUUAACGAGAACAAGUCAGUUGAUGGAGUGCGAAGGGAAGCUUCUCUCCGUGUGUACAGGCCACAUGGGGAAACCUCUGGAAGUAUAUGAGAUGAAUCAAGAAUCCAUGGCUUGGGAAGAACUAGGCAGUCUGGACGACACAAUGCUGUUUUUGAGCUAUACUUCUUUGUUAUCAGCAACCACCAGUGGAGUGCAGAUUUCCGGCUUAGGAAACAAGGUGUUCUUGGAUAGGUUUAGCAGGAAGGAUGGCGUGUUCUACUCUCUUAAAACAAGAAAGUUCCAUACUUUCUGGAGUGGAUACAACAGCGAUGACUGGUGCGAUACCAAGAAAUACACAAAUUGCGCUUGGAUCGUACCCAACUUCGAGACACAUAAGAAAGGGGAGCUCCAGUGGUUUGAUCCUGCAAUUCAAAUUGAGCAAGCAGAAGACUGA